Artibeus jamaicensis (Jamaican fruit-eating bat) is the source of this 912-nucleotide messenger RNA. RefSeq names its product olfactory receptor 52A4-like. Gene Ontology annotation, molecular function: olfactory receptor activity. Gene Ontology annotation, biological process: G protein-coupled receptor signaling pathway. Gene Ontology annotation, cellular component: membrane. The record is from RefSeq and is a predicted model, not a curated record. Lineage: Eukaryota; Metazoa; Chordata; Mammalia; Chiroptera; Phyllostomidae.
AUGCCCGUUACAGAUGGCACCAAGUUCAUGCCUUCUGUGGUCACCCUUAUUGGGAUCCCUGGCCUGGAAACUAUGCAGAGUUGGGUUGGGACUCCAUUCUGUGUUAUGUACUUCAUUGCUUUGGUGGGAAAUUCUCUACUUUGGCUCAUUAUCAAAUUGGAACUCAGUCUCCUUGAGCCUUUAUCUAUCUUCUUGGCCAUGCUGGGAGCCAGAGAAAUUGCACUUGGCACCAGCAUUGUCCCCAAGAUGCUUGGAAAUUUUGGGUUACACCUGGCAGAGAUCUAUUUUGAUGUUCUUUUCCAGAUGUGGCUCAUCCACACAUUUCAAGGUAUUGCAGCAGGAGUCCUGCUGGCUAUAUCUCUGGACCACUACAUAGCGGUCUGUUAUCCUCUGAAGUAUGCUACCACAUUCACACAACAAAUAGUCACUCAUAUUCAAGUUGGGGUGGCAUCGUGGCUUUCCAUUCUGGUAAUAUCAUGCCUAUUUCUCAUAAAGUGGCAUCUAAAACUUCGUCAAUCAAAGUUAAUACCUCACACUUAAACUUCACAACACAUGGCCCUUGUGAAGCUUGCCACUGAAGAUGUUUACAUUCAUAAAUUCUAUUGUCUCUUUGGGGUUUUUAUUGUGGGCAGUCCUGACUUCAUUUUGAUCAUUUUCUCCUGUAUACAAAUAUUUUUUAUUACUGUCUUUCACUUGCCCCAGAAAGAGGCAUGUCUUAAGGCAUUUAAUAGAUGUAUUCCCCAUAUAUGUGUCUUCUUCCAAUUCUAUUUCCUUGCUUUUUUCUCAUUUUUUACUCACAGUUCUGGAUCUUAUAUCCUAUCAUAUAUACAUAUCACAUUAUCCAACCUUUUAUUGGCCAGUGGCAGUCUUGCACCUAAGGCUUUUCUUUUAGGGCUUUUAACUGUGGACUAG